Messenger RNA from Schistosoma rodhaini, 2150 nucleotides. The record is from the annotation of a GenBank genome assembly. NCBI's taxonomy places the organism in Eukaryota, Metazoa, Platyhelminthes, Trematoda, Strigeidida, Schistosomatidae.
CACAAAUUAAAUUCAUUCAAGGUUAAAUGAAUUUUCUAUAUAAAAACGAAUGAAAAAUCCUUGGAAAAAAUAAAAACAAAAAAAACCCAACAAAAAGCAAAAAAAAAAAACAAACACCAACCAACCUAUUGUCCAUCCAAAUGCCUAGCAACUAUUUACUAAUAUUUAUUCUAUUACAUAUAUUAUUUAUACAAUAUUAUAAUUGUAUCAUUCAUGAAUAUACCUUAUUAUUAAAUCAAAAUGAUCAUUAUAAGUUACAAUGGUCUGUAGAUGAUGACAAUAAGAUGAAAUGGUUAAAUUUUAAUGUUUGUUAUCAAUUAAGUAGUAAUAAUGAACAAUUCAAAAUAAAAAAUUUAAAAUUUUUUGGUAUUGGAUUUGGUAAUUAUGAUGAACCAAUUAAUUUAGAUAUGUAUUUAUUAUAUUUUUCAUUAUAUAAUAAAGAAAUUGAAAAUAAUUAUAAAGAUAAUUAUUUAUUUAUGGAGGCAUAUACUGAUGAAAAUUCAAAAUUACAUAUAAGAGAUUCUAUAGAAAGUCAAUUAUAUACAGUACAAUUUCCAAAUAUGAGAAAUAUAAAUAAUAAUGAUCAACAAUUCAUUUGUUUUAAUUUUGGAAGAAUGGCAACUUCAUGUCGUGAAAAUGGUUAUAGUAUUAAUAAUCAAACCACUCAUCUGUUCCUAUUCCAUAGUAUAUAUGAUCAUAUUAGUAAACAUGAUGCCAUCUAUCAAAUGUGGUUACAUCGUAUUGGAUUAACUCCAAUGAUUUCAUUGAAUAAUUUAGAAAUGAAACAAAUUCCAUAUAAGAAGAUUUUAUUACAAUUAAUUAAGAGUUCUUCAUAUACUGAUUUAAAAAUGACUGAAGAUAUUAAAAUCUUUUCAUUACAUGUCCAUAAAGUUCAAGUACCUGCAGUUGAAACAACGUACUGGUGUAAAACUAUUGAACUACCUUAUUUCUCAGAACCACAUCAUAUAGUCAGGUAUGAAAAUGAUAUACAAGAAAGAAGUCAAGGAUUUAUUCAUCAUAUGGAAGUUUUUCGUUGUCCUGGACAUAAUAAACGUUACUAUGAUGCACCAUGUAAUUCAGAAACAAAACCAGAAGAUUUAAUUGAUUGUAGAGAAGUAAUAGCAGCAUGGGCUAUGGGUUCAACAGGAUUAACUUUUCCAGAAGAAGCUGGAUAUCCUAUUGGAGGAUUACGUGGUAAAGAAUAUGCAGUGAUUGAAAUACAUUAUUAUAAUCCAAAUAAUAUAUCAGGUAUCAUAGAUAAUAGUGGAUUUCGUUUCUAUAUUACUAAUCAAUUAAGAAAGUAUGAUAUUGGUAUAAUGGAACUUGGUUUAGUCUAUACACCGAAUAAUUUUAUUCCAUUUAAACAGUCAAAAUUUCUUCUUUCUGGAUAUUGUGAUUCUCAGUGUACUGAUAUAACUUUACCAAAACCGAAUGGUAUAUUUGUAUUUGCAUCACAAUUACAUACACAUUUAACAGGAAUCAAAGUUGUUACAUAUCAUAUAAGAAAUGGUACACGAUUACCAGAUCUUAAUAGAGAUAAUUAUUAUUCACCACAUUUUCAAGAAAUACGUCAACUUGAUCAACAAAUACAAAUAAAACCAGGUGAUACUUUAAUUACAAGGUGUACUUAUGAUACAAGUCAAAAGAAUCAAAUAACUUUUGGUGGAAUAGGAAUCAAUGAUGAAAUGUGUUUAAAUUAUAUAUUUUAUUAUCCUAAAAUUGAUUUGGAAUUAUGUAAAUCAGAUAUAUCUAUUGAAUCAUUAAAUAUAUUCUUGAAUACAUUGGAUGAAAAUGAAAAUCAACAGAAUUAUAAUAGUUUAAUCAAUAGAGUAAAUAAUAUUAAAUGGAAACAAAAGAAUGUAGAACAACUGAAGAGAUUUUACAAUAAUGCACCUAUUGAAAUGCAUUGUAACAGUUCAAGUGGAACUCGCAUCAAGAAUUCUAAAAUCUAUCGCUUUCCUGAAAUAAUACCAUUAGAUGAUCAAGAUGAUUCAUAUAACGAAGAGUGUUUAAUUAAUGACGAAAAUAUUGACUGGUUAACUUGAGAACAUUAGUAGUAAAAUAAAUGGACUUACUUUGAAGAUGAAAUUGAAACUACUUUCUACAUGAAAAAAACCCUGUGAUUAAUUUAAAAUAAAUAUUCGAUUUGA